This is a messenger RNA of Diaporthe batatas, 1332 nucleotides long. RefSeq lists its product as uncharacterized. The record is from RefSeq and is a predicted model, not a curated record. Gene Ontology annotation, biological process: regulatory ncRNA-mediated heterochromatin formation. Gene Ontology annotation, cellular component: nucleus. The transcript is spliced from 3 exons. Gene Ontology annotation, molecular function: siRNA binding. The coding region runs from base 1 to 1332 and encodes 443 amino acids. NCBI's taxonomy places the organism in Eukaryota, Fungi, Ascomycota, Sordariomycetes, Diaporthales, Diaporthaceae.
AUGUUUCGGCGACGUUGGUCUGGUCUGCCAGAAGACCCCGCCUUCCCUGCCGACUUGGAGGAACUCGGCUACUGUGUCGAGCCCACUUCGGAUGAGAUCCGCAAUGCCGAGGAUCCAAAGUACUACUUCCACUACUUCCGAUCAAAGAAUGAGCGCCACAACGAAUGCCAGCGCUUCGCCUUCAACACGGCCGUCGAGAAACAGCUCAUCCACCCACGUCUCGAGGCCUUGGGCCUGACCAAGCUCGUACUGCCCCUUGGCACCGACCCGACCAAGCCCCACGUCCCCAUCUUCGUCUCGCCACACCUCGAGAGCAAGAAGCGCGUGGUCCUCAUCGUCGGCGAGAGCGAGCAGGAGCUCGGCGUCCUCGCGCACAGGGUCAUUGGCGGCGCGGGUGGUGUCGACAAGGGCAGUAUGGUGGACAUCGCCCGGGCGAUCCUCCAGGGCAACCAGUCCAACAACCAGAGCCAGAACGAGAACCCCACAGGUGGUAUCACCACCACCGCCACCACCACCACCACCAACAACAACACUACUCCCGGCCUCGUCCUUGCCAACACGGGUGAGCUCUGGUGGUGGCCCGAGGGCGGCCGCGGCCUUACCACGCGCGGUGCGCACAGCGCCCCUCUGCGUAGCGCCGUGCACUGGGGCCGAUACCGCGAUGGCUAUGACCCGAACAAUGCCAACACGGUCCCGCGCAAUGGGAGUCCCGAAGAGCACAUACUUUGCGUGUUCCAGCAGGUCCUGGGUAACAGGGACCUUGUGGCGGCUGACGCCGUUGUCCAGGUUGUCGGGGUCGGCAAUGGCGCGGCGGCUGUGGAGCGAGUGCUGGAUUCGUCCUGGGCACGCUGGGAAGGAAGGAUCGGCUGCCUGGCCAUGUGCGGCAGCGGUCUUGAUGCUGAAUCCGUACGGGAUGCCGGAUUCAAGAGGUUUCUGAGGGAGAAGGCUCGCCUUUACAUCACUUGCCAAGAGCAGGCUGGAGCCCUCAUUUCCGGACCAGAGGGAAACAACAAGACAGUUCUGUAUACAAACUACGGCACCUACGUCUUCAGCUCCGGCGAGCGGUACUAUACCGAGCUGGCGCUCAUCAAGGCAAAAGAUAUACUUCUUGACUGGCUGGCAGAGGUCGGCCGUGCUGGUGCUGGCUAUGUCAACCCCGAGGUCGAGGUCACCUACGCCGAUGAAUACGUAGGCGAAGGAGAGCAGACUGGCGCUGCCGCUGCCGCUGCGUUCGAGAAACCGACGCGUGAGGAGCAGAAAGACAAGGGACUUGAGAUCAUUACCCGCGAGGAGUAUGAGGAUCGUUUGAGGACGGGGCCCAAGAACAAGUAG